Molecule: messenger RNA, 2417 nt
Organism: Clarias gariepinus (North African catfish)
Lineage: Eukaryota; Metazoa; Chordata; Actinopteri; Siluriformes; Clariidae
Gene: trhra
Product: thyrotropin-releasing hormone receptor a
Exons: 2
Coding region: 203-1414 (403 amino acids)
Biological process (GO): phospholipase C-activating G protein-coupled receptor signaling pathway
Cellular component (GO): membrane
Molecular function (GO): thyrotropin-releasing hormone receptor activity
Source: RefSeq, a predicted model, not a curated record
UCCGCCCAGAGGCACGUACGUACUGUAGACCUGGAAAGACUUUUGGAUCUUCACAAGUAGGAUACGGUCAUUCCUUCUAAACUUGAUCCGAAAGCUGGUUGUGUUUAUGACCAACAGUGCAGAUUAUUCCCUGUGUCUGUUAUGGCAUGCGUCCGGGAUCGGUGAUCGUGUUGCCUUGGGAGGAACAGGAGCGCAGUGAAGCAUGGAGAAUGUGACAUUGUUCGGGGAUAAUAACACCCAGACUCUGGGGGUAUGGACCGACCAAAGCAUCGAGUACAAAGUGGUGAGUGUGCUGUUAGUGAUAGGCGUUUGCGGCGCCGGGAUCGUGGGGAACGUUAUGGUGAUCCUCGUGGUGCUCACCACCAAACACAUGCGGACUCCCACCAACUGUUACCUGGUGAGUUUAGCCGUCGCAGACCUCAUCGUGCUGACUGCGGCAGGUUUACCCAACAUCACAGAAAGCCUGUUUGGGGAAUGGGUGUAUGGCUACGGCGGCUGUCUGUCUAUAACCUACCUGCAGUACCUGGGCAUCAACGCGUCCUCCUGCUCCAUCACAGCCUUCACCGUGGAGAGGUACAUCGCCAUCUGCCACCCGAUCAAGGCGCAGUUUCUCUGCACCCUCUCCAGGGCCAAAAAGAUCAUCGUCCUGGUUUGGGCUUUCACCUCUCUAUACUGCGUUAUGUGGUUCUGUCUGGCCGACAUCGAAAGCCAGACCUACGACAACAUCAAAUUAAGCAUGUGCGCUUACAAGGUGUCGAGGACACUCUACAAGCCGAUAUACUUCGCUGAUUUCACGCUGUUCUACGUCAUUCCGCUCCUUCUGGCAUCUGUGCUGUACGGGCUGAUCGCCAGGAUCCUCUUUCUCAACCCGCUGCCGUCGGACCCCAAAGAAAAGCCCCAGUCCUGGAGGAAAGGUUCGGGCGCAGGGAGCAAGAGACACUCCAAGAACUCCUCGUUUGGAAGCACAGCGGCCUCGCGGAGACAGGUGACGAAGAUGCUUGCUGUGGUGGUGAUUCUCUUCGCUUUGCUGUGGAUGCCCUAUCGUACACUGGUGGUGGUCAACUCGUUCCUAAAUAAAUCCUACUCGGACUCAUGGUUUGUUCUCUUCUGUCGACUCUGCAUCUACUUGAACAGCGCCAUUAAUCCUGUCAUUUACAAUGCCAUGUCUCAAAAGUUCCGUGCUGCUUUUCGCAAGCUGUGUCACUGCAGGCCGCAGAGCUCACAGAAGCCGGCCACGUAUAGCAUGGCACUAACUUACAGCGUAAUCAAGGAAACCUCCAAUGGGCAAAGCCCAGACCAGUACCACACGGAGAUGGAGGAGCUUCCAGGGCCUUCCAAGGAAUUCCUGCAUGGAAGAAAGAAGCUUUCAUAUAAGGAGUCCUCAUUGUCAGACAGCAUGAUAUCUUCAGCCUAGUUGUAUUAAUAGUUAGUUGUUUAUUCAAAAUAAUUGAUAAAUUGGUCCGAUUAUUUAAUGUUAAAAUCUAGACCAGAUGUAGAAAUUUACCUAAAGUUUAAAGUCUCUUUGCUAGAGAUUUCAGUUUACGUUACUAAAAGGCAAAGAAUGCUGAGAAAACCUCUCAAAUUCUCAAAUCUCAACUUACAUGCGUUAAUACAACUACAGCACAAUGCUGAACACCUCACCCUUGAGAGACUUGUUACAAAACUGUUUUCAUGUUUACAUUCCACUGAGAUAUCAGAGACUGAUUUGCUGUAGCCACUGUGGAAUUGGAUGGAGAUAUCAAGUCUACGUCUUUUAUCUUAUUUAUGUUAUGUCACUAUCGUAUUAGUUCUCAUAUUGUUUUAAAAGCUUUUAAAAGGAAACUUUUAAAAAUAAAAAGCAGCUAGGUAGAACAUACUGUACAGUGGCAUAAUGUAAGCAUGCUAGAGGAAAUAUUUCAUUUGAAUAACAUUUAGAAGAAUAAAUGUAUUCUCUUUAUUUCAUUAUGUAAAUGUCUUAUUUAAAAUGGAGGUGGUUGACGUGGCAGUUUAAAAUUCAAUUUUUCAAUUUUGUAUUUUAACUGUAAUGUGCGUGGCUCUAUUGUUCUAAUUCCUGAAUGUGCUCUAUAUAGUGUGGUUUAUGAUAUUAAUGCACUCUGAUAAAUGUUCCUGUGAAAAAAGUUUGGUUUAAAGGAUACUCAUCUUUAGAUCUUAGACGAUAGAAACCAUCUAGAACCUACAGUAUAGUACAAUGACAUACUGUGCAGUAGGCAAUCAUCACUCUUUGGGUUAUUUCAUUGGGUAAUUGUUUAAAGAAUGCACAUGAUAAUUCUUGCUGUUGUCAUGAAUAUUUAUAUUUUGUAAGUUGCACCUUGUCUUGAAUAAACGGCUAUAAAGGAAUAUCAUGUUCUUGAGUAGCCACAGUGCACACACAUCAGUAUAUAAAUACCUAAUGGAUUAUUAAAAAAUGUAAAAACUCA